CUCUCCCAAUUAUUAUUUUCAUUUCUCUCUAGGGCGCCACAUCUCUGUCCAGGUGGGCGACGGGCACCACGCUGCCCGCAUCGCCAGCGAGACCCUCGAAGGUGCCGGCUGCUUCCGCUUCCGCUACCGCAUGGCUUUCCGGGGAGAAAGCACCAAUGCUGAGCUCCGGGUGCUCCUGUCCAGCCCGCAGGGGGAGCGCGUGGUCUGGCGGGCAGCUGGCCACCAAGGUUGGGCCUGGCAGGAGGAGAGGCUUCUUGUUGACAGCGGUGGCGAGUUCCAGGUGGUGCUGGAAGUGGGCGCUGGCGAUUGGUCUGGCACGGGCACCAUCACGGUGGAUGAUGUAGCAUACACGGCCAGAGGCGGGUGCGAGGAGCGGCGCCAGGAGAGCGGUGGUGAAGGGAGCAGCGUCCCCACCCUGCCUUGGGAGGCUGCCGUUGCGUCCGCAGCUGCCUGCGCUCUUUUCGGGGGGCUCCUGGCCUGGGCCGUCACUCGCCGCUGCCGGAAGAAGUGCUGUCCGUCGGAGGCGCCCCAGUUUGAGGCCUUUGACAAUGUUGCCUUUCAAGACGACCAGGUCCGGAUCGUGGAGCUGCCUGUCGGCGCGCCAACUUUCUCCCCAGAAGGCCAUGGGCCAGAUGCCUCCCUUUCUAUCUAGGCACGAUUUCUCUGGACACACCGAUGGCAGACGACACAAAACAAAGGAGAAAACCAUGGCGUUCUUU
Messenger RNA from Lacerta agilis (Sand lizard), 719 nucleotides. RefSeq names its product apical endosomal glycoprotein-like. Gene Ontology annotation, cellular component: membrane. The record is from RefSeq and is a predicted model, not a curated record. The coding region runs from base 131 to 652 and encodes 173 amino acids. The transcript has 5 exons. NCBI's taxonomy places the organism in Eukaryota, Metazoa, Chordata, Lepidosauria, Squamata, Lacertidae.